CUAAUGUUAGAAUUUAGUAUUUCUGAUCUAGUGUUUCGUGUUUUYUGGCUGUUUUUUUCAUGCCUUCGCACUGCUGUGUACCUCAGUGUACCUUUAAGGGCUACCGCGAUGUACAAGGAAUUAAAAUAUCGUUCUUUAACUUCCCCAAAAAUGCGGGUGUUAGAAAGAGUUGGAUUCGUGCAAUAAGAAGAGACYCGGGGAAGGAUUUUGAGCUCACCUGUCGCAMCAAAGUAUGUUCUCGACAUUUUAAGCCUGCUGACUUAAAAAARUCACUAAAUGGGAUUGUGACAUUAAAGCMUGGUAGUAUACCAUCAAUUUUUGCUUGGACUGUAUCGCCAAGAAAGAGGAAAUCACCGACUAAGCGUCAACGUCCUUCGACAUCAACAACAACAACAGUAGACGAACACCCAGCUACCAGCGACGAAGUAUUUCAUGAGAAAACAUCUGAAGAACUACUCUCAGAAGUGAAGGCAGAUAACGAGAAACUUAGAGAACWGAUAAGGGAACUUGAAAAUCAAGUAAAUGAACUUCAGAUUGACAAAGAACGGUUAGAAGAAACUAACAAGAAACUCGUGGCUGAACUUAAGUCGGAGCAUGAUGAAGCGAUUCAUACCUUGUUUGAUGUUGAAGUCACGAGAGAUGCCUUGGAAAAAGAGUGCUUGUUUUUAAAAAACAAAUUGACUGACAUAAAAGAAAAGCUAUUCAGCUUAGAUAAUUUCAAAUCAGAUGAAGAUAUUAGUUUUUAUACUGGCUUUCCUAACUAUCUUACCUUCGAAGCUAUUUUCAAAUUUCUGAACACAGGAGAUAAAGGAGAGAAUGUUAGGUAUUACACGUCUAAGAAUACCGAUGUUACAGCUGAUUUUUAUACAAUCGAGGAAGAAGAAGAUGAUGAGAAUCAGACAUCUCCAAACACCCAGAAGAGAAAACUUGGAAGACCAAGGAAACUUGCAGUUAUUGAUGAGUUYUUUCUAGUGAUGUGUAGAUUAAGAAGGGGGUUUGCUGAACUUCACUUGGCUCAUCUGUUUGGAGUUUCACAGUCUACAGUCAGUAGACUAUUUACAACAUACAUAAAUUAUAUGUUUUUGAAAUGUGGUCAGGUGAAUAUCUGGCCAUCAAGAUCACUUGUACACGAGACAAUGCCAGCAAUAUUUAAAGAGAAAUAUCCCAAUACCAGAGUCAUCAUUGACUGCACKGAACUUCGCUGUGAGAUGCCUAGUAGCCUGCUUCUAAAUUCAGAAAUGUUUAGCUCUUACAAAAACCAUGUAACCUUCAAGGCCUUAGUUGGUAUAGCACCAAGUGGUGCCAUCACAUUYGUGAGUCAGUUAUACACUGGGGGUAUAUCAGAUAGAGAAAUUGUAACCAGAAGUGGCUUAUUGGACUUGAAUUACAAUGAUGGUGAUAYUGUUAUGGCAGAUAAGGGUUUUCAAAUUGAAGACAUUCUUCCCMUGGGAGUUUCUCUUAAUAUCCCCCCAUUUCUUGGUCAAGAUUCACAAAUGUCAAAGGAAGACGUCAUUGCCACCCAGCAAAUUGCAAGUGUGCGCAUUCAUAUUGAAAGAGCAAUCAACUUAAUUAAGAACUAUCACAUAUGGGAUGGUGAUGUACCACUUAACUUGAUUGGUUUGGCAAAUCAGAUGUGGAGUGUGUGUGCAUUUCUGUGUAAUGCACGUGAUCCUCUUAUUUCAGUUUAGUAUAAAUUAAGCUGUUGUCCCAGAACUGACCAUUGAAUGGAAUUCUUUGUAUGCUCAUUCCUGCAUUAGUGUAAACCACAAAGUCACACCAGCUAGCCUUAGUUACUCCAAGUUGUCCUUGCACUUGGUAAUAAUAGUCAUGAUUCUCCUUGAGCUUUGGUUYCCCAUCAAUUUCUUCACAAAAGAAUGUUUUGUCUGAGCAUGCCUCYAAGGGAGUUACAUGGAAUUUUGUGUGUGGGCAUUUGAUUUCCACCAAACCAUACUGAUCUUCACAGAUUGCUUCAAUUACUUUGCUAUCAGGUGAGGCUCCAAGAAAGGGUGCAUCCAUUGCUACAACUAGGCCUGAUUUGAAUAAUAUAACAGGUCUUCUGAUUGAGUACAUAUACCUUUGAUACUGUCUUAAUGCAAUUGGUUCAUAUUUCUUACCAUGUUCAGUGUACUUUGAAUAAACAGGGGUAGGACUGAUUAGAUUGUUUACAAAUGACUCAUGAUUUCUUUGCCUUAUGUAGACUUUCUUGAAAUUAGAUGAUGUUAUUCUGUAUUUUCGCUCAUCUUUCCAUUCAUCUGAAGUGGAUUGACUACGGGUCUUUACUUCAAUAUCAUUUAAUUUAUCAACAUCAACUAAGAGGUGAGUAAGUAAAUUGACUUCUACUUGUUCAAGAUUAUCUGGUAACUUGUAAGCUUCAGUGGACUUGAUUGGGAAUUUUGGGUAUUUUGUAGGGGGGUCUCUUAUAUCUUGGGGAAUG
Exaiptasia diaphana is the source of this 2434-nucleotide messenger RNA. RefSeq lists its product as uncharacterized. The coding region runs from base 60 to 1688 and encodes 542 amino acids. The record is from RefSeq and is a predicted model, not a curated record. Lineage: Eukaryota; Metazoa; Cnidaria; Anthozoa; Actiniaria; Aiptasiidae. The transcript is spliced from 2 exons.